Messenger RNA from Uloborus diversus, 3360 nucleotides. It is a transcript of the gene Vps51, whose product is annotated as vacuolar protein sorting-associated protein 51 homolog. The record is from RefSeq and is a predicted model, not a curated record. Gene Ontology annotation, biological process: retrograde transport, endosome to Golgi; endocytic recycling; Golgi vesicle transport. Gene Ontology annotation, cellular component: EARP complex; membrane; GARP complex. The coding region runs from base 115 to 2436 and encodes 773 amino acids. The transcript has 21 exons. NCBI's taxonomy places the organism in Eukaryota, Metazoa, Arthropoda, Arachnida, Araneae, Uloboridae.
CACAAACAAAACUUUGUUUACGUUGGCAGGUUAAUGUAUAGCGCUUAUCGAUCUGUGAGUGAUUUUAAUUUUAUGUUAUAAAGAAAAAUAGGAGAUUGUGUUUAGUGUUUUCAAAUGGAUGAUGAGAAGAGAAGUAGGAAACGAGGUCUCUUAAAACAGUAUUAUGGAGUUAAAGAUAUUGACAACAAAGAAGGUUUUGAUCCAUAUAACAUCAAUGCUCCAGAAUUUAAUUCUGACUUGUUUUUACAUAAGUUAUUGAAAGAAUGCAGCUUAAGUCAGCUCAUGCAAAAGGAACAUCAGAUAUAUCGCCAAAUACAGGCAUUGGAUAGUGAGAUGCAAACUCUUGUUUACGAAAACUACAACAAGUUCAUUAGUGCAACUGAUACGAUAAGAAAGAUGAAAAAUGAUUUUAAAAAAAUGGAGGAGGAAAUGGAUUGUCUGUCUUCAAACAUGUCUGCUAUUACUGAUUUCAGUGGCAACAUCACAAGCACAUUACAAGGACGAAGGCAGCAAAUAUCAAAAUUAUCUGGAGUUCACAUGCUUUUAAAGAAGCUCCAAUUCCUCUUUGAAUUACCUCCGCGUUUGAAAUCCUGCAUUGAAAAUGAAUCCUAUGGUCAAGCUGUUCGGUACUAUUUAAAAGCUCAAAAGGUUCUUCACCAGUAUGAACACAUGCCUUCUUUUCGUGGUAUUCAAGAAGAUUGUGAUAUUUUAAUUGGCGAACUGAAAGUAAAAUUACAGGAACAGUUUAAGUCAAAAGAUGCUGCUCCAAAACAAUUAGCUGAAUGUGUAGAUCUUCUUUUGCAACUUGAAGAACCCACUGAAGUAUUAUGUGAUGAAUUUUUGAAGCAUGCAAAAGAGAAAUUGGACUUCGAUUUGGAAGAAAUGAAUCAAAUACUGAAACUUUCAAGUUCUAAUUCUGCUGAUGAAAAUGAAAAAAUUGAAUCGAGGAAAAACAUGGAUAUUCUUGAAUUUGUUGAUUUUAGUUAUAACACAUUUCUCAAUAAUAUUUCUUUAGUUAUUGCAUCCUACUGGGAACUAUUUUUAAGGCAGCUUUCCGUUGAAGAUGAAAGGUAUAAAAACAUCACCUCUAAUGUCCCAUUAAAAAAGCUGGAAGAUUUUGUAGAUGAAUCCAUGAAGUUCUAUUUUAAAAUUAUUGAAGCAAGAAUUGCACUGGAAACUAUGAGCAAUGAUGCAGCAAUUCUUGUAAGAGCCUUAGAUAGAUUUUACAGACGUAUUCAAGCCAUCAAUCGUCUCCUUCCACGUAUUGAUUUUAGUUUGAGAGGUAUUGAAAUUGUUUCAAAAGCUGCUCAGGACAAGUGUAAUCAUAGUUUAAGAAGACUCAAGGAUUGUUUUUCUGCGUCUAUGAUUAAUAUUCGACAGAGUAUUGCUGCACCAAAAACUGUUAGUCAAGAGGGAUCAAAUAGAUUGGCAGAUUUAUUGUCUGAGUUCGAGAAACAGAUUUCAAAUAAUGUAAAAUCUGUACAAUCUGAAUUACAGUUGUUUAUUCAGCCUGAUAUUACAUUUGCUGUGAAAGUACAGUUCAGAGAAAAAUUCUGCAGUAAGUUUGUUCGUGAAGAAGUUGUGAUAGCAUUUUUGAAACACAUAAACAAAUGCUGUGAGGAAUUUUGUUCUAGCAAUGAAAAGAGCUCCACCCCUCCUCAGUUAAUUCUACUACUGUCAAGAUUUUGUCUAAAUUUAGAGCAAUCAUCUAUUUGUGUUUUGGUGUCUCUUGUGGAUGAAAACUUUGCUGUUGAUGGUAAAGAACCAUUAACAUCAGUUUCUGAAUUAUGUUUGAGGACAAAAAAGUCUGCACAGAAACUAUUGGACCAUUUUGUUCGAGUUCAAGGACUGAAUAUAUCACAAAUGCUUCGAAAAAGCGUUGAAACUCGUGACUGGUUGAAUGCUAUAGAGCCUCGAAAUGUUAGAGCUGUAAUGAAACGGGUGGUUGAAGAUGUGACUUCUGUAGAUUCAGAGGUAGGGCAAUUGUAUGAAGAAGGUGUUAGGAAAGAAAGAAGUAGUGACUCCAGUCGUCGAACAUAUCCUAGUACUGGAAGAACUCAAAGAGCAAAAUAUAAUGCCUAUGCACCCAGCACAAUUGAUAACAGCUUGAUGAGCAACAUUCAGAAGUUAUUCUCUGAGAAGAUUGAAAUUUUUAGCACUGUUGAAUUUUCCAAAGUUUCAGUCAUGACUGGAAUAAUUAAAAUUAGUUUAAAAACAUUUCUUGAAUGUGUUCGACUGCGAACAUUCAGCAAGUUUGGUUUGCAGCAAGCUCAAGUAGAUAUACAUUAUUUACAACUAUACUUAUGGCAUUUUGUUGCAGAUGAAAAUUUGGUGCAUGUAUUACUUGAUGAAAUUAUGAGUAGUACAAUAAAUAGAUGUUUGGACCCAGUAUUGAUGGAGCCUAGUGUUGUUGAAGUUAUUUGUGAAAGAGGAUGAAAAAAUGAAUGAAAUAGGUUUCAACAUUGAACAUAUUAAUUUAUUUAUAUAUUUGUUUUUUCAUUGUUAACCUCUUGGUUGGAUUCUCCCCCCCCCCAAAUUUCCAUGCUAUAACAGCAGUGUUUUUUCAUUGCUGAUCCUAAAUUUGAAAAUAUAAAAUAUUUUUGGCUGUUAGCAGUUUUUACCUGGAUCUAAAAAUGGUCAAACAUGUGAUAUUGCAUCCACUGAUCUUCAGUUUUCCCUGCAAUGCACACAAGUUUUAUAGUUAAAUUUAUACAACCUGAUACUAUAUUUAUUAACUGUAUUGCUUUGAAGUGUUUAAGACAAACAUCUACAUUAAUUAAUUAUUAAAAUUAUUCAGAAAAUGUUUUGAUAAACAAUUUUUCAACUUUUGAAAGCAUAAAAACUACAUUUAUCAAAAAUCUAAAGUAAUUUAUUGAAAUUAUAUUUUUUGUUUGCUUUGUCAAAAAAGGCAAUAAAUAUCAUAUUAAUACAAUGUAUUACAUAAAAAAUAUAAUCCAUUAUAAAAGUUAUUUUUGCCUUAAAAAUAGCACUAAUGAAAGAGAAAGAAAAAACAGAAAACACAAAAUGAUUUUGAUUUUUAGUUCUAGCAUCUCUUAGAAAUAUAUCCAAAGAUACUCAAGGAAUUUCUUUCCAAAAAUACUCGAGGAAGAGUCCUGUAUGUAGCAAAAAGUUCAAAGAGAAAAUUUUCUUUUUUUAGCAUUGCUUGCAUCAUUGAUCAUAUGGAUUCAAAAAUGCGGAAUGUGUGCAUGUGAAUCCAACCAGGAUGGCGUAAAUGAUGAAUAAUUUAUUCCAAUACUCAUUAAAUUGUUUCAGUUAAUUUCAUGUCAAAAACUUCAGGUAUAUGUUUUUAAAAAUGUUUCUGUGUAUAGUAAGUUGUCAAUUAAAGUAUUUUUAUGUCUG